Exophiala viscosa is the source of this 2273-nucleotide messenger RNA. RefSeq lists its product as uncharacterized. NCBI's taxonomy places the organism in Eukaryota, Fungi, Ascomycota, Eurotiomycetes, Chaetothyriales, Herpotrichiellaceae. The coding region runs from base 250 to 1923 and encodes 557 amino acids. The transcript is spliced from 3 exons. The record is from RefSeq and is a predicted model, not a curated record.
CGUGACUGGCUGGUCGGUGCCUUGCAGAGACGAUCACCAUCUAAUCUAAUCUGCAUGCUGCCAAGAUUAUGACGAAGAGCACGUGCAUCAUCGACUUCUCUUUGGAACUUGCCUUGAUGCAACCAACAUCGUCUGUGAGAAGUGAUACUUGCACUUCUGUCAACUCGUCCACUCCACUCGCUACUCUCGUCGCAUCACCUUGACUCGCUAUUUCCUAGUCUGCUAGGCUGCAGGAGCACUUCGGUCACCAUGGCUCCAAGCUCAACGGCAAAAAGAGGUCCCAGUAUACUGGCACGGCAGGACUCCGUCGUCAGACCAGGUCCACAAAGAAGACAGACAUCCCGCAUCAUCACCGUUGACAAUGUCCUUCAAUAUUCAUCCGACAUGCCCUCCAUGCAGCAACGACAGCCAGCGCGUCCAAGAGCCUUUCGAACCGGCUCAGGCAAACCCGUCGAUCCUAGACUUACUGGUCGCUAUGUCGGCCCACAUAUACCCUCCCGCUCGACAAAGACGUCCGAGAAGCUAGUUCUAUUACCCGAGGCUGUAGAAGAGGAAGAUGAGAAAGGCGACUUUGGCCUUGAUUCCGACAAAGGUCCUCCAAGAGAUGACGAGGACUUUCGAAGACCUGGAAAAGAGGGAGUGAAGAGCUAUGCAGAAAGACUACCUAAAGCCAGACGGACGGAGAAGGAACUGCCCAGAGUGACGGCAUACUGUACCGCACAAUCAUACAAACUACAGUCGACAGCAACGUUCGUCCGGCAACGUCAUGGCGCACGAACCAAGCUUUACGAUGAUUCCUUAUACUGUGCUUAUCAUCUACCUUUCUUACCUGGUAAUGAAGGUUAUCGAUUACGAAGCAGCCCAGCUGUCCAGAGUACGAAGGGCGGAACUCUGCUGGAUGAGGCCAUCGAGCGGAGUGAACAAAGAGACUACCGCGAAACAUACUACGCCGAGGAGGAAGAAGAACACUCAGUCAGAGGUAGUUAUCCACCGGAGGAUGGGUUCGACUCCAAUCGCAACGACGCAGACGAUAGACCCCCUCGACUGAACGGACAAAGGAGAGACAGCAACCAAUCACAACGUUCCGUAAGCCCUGGACCAGCCGGCGUUCCCGUUGAUGCGUACCGUUUCGCGGAGAUGUUUGUCUUCAGCUACGGGGUUGUUGUGUUCUGGAAUUUUACCGAAAGACAAGAGAAAGACGUGCUCGCCGAUUUCGCUUUUGCGACAAUAUCUGAUCCGGUGACCAACAACGUCACCCCGCUUUCACUGACGGCAGUGCCGUUGGACGAAGAAGAUUUCGAGACUGAAGAGUUCCAUUUCGAGUACAACAACGAAAUAUCCCGGCCCCGACUGUACAACGACAUGAUUACCUUACGCAGCGGCGAUCACAUGAUUAAGCUGGCAAUUAGCCACGCCAUAGCGCAAAGCACGAAACUGGGCUUUUUUGAAGAAACGAUGGCUUCGCAGAUGGAAGAAGCAAAGGAUGUGCCUGGUCGACUAGCCAAAACCGGCGAACUAGGACUCAAACGAGAGGAGGUCAUCAAGCUGCUAGGUGGCCUCUUCAAAAGCCGGGUCGAAGUCAACCUAUCAUCGAACGUCCUCGAUGUACCCAACUUGAUCUGGGACAGCGAACCAACGCUACAUCCUCUCUACAACGCGGUCCGCGAAUAUCUCGAAAUCAAGCCUCGAAUCCAGAUGCUGAACGAGAGAUGUCGUGUCUUUCUGGACUUGGCCGAAGUCUUAUCAGACUACAUAUCAGACGACAAGAUGUCGCGCAUCACCUGGAUCAUCAUUGUCUUGAUCUGCAUCUCUAUCCUGGUCACCUGUUCGGAGGUGUUCCUACGCUUCGGAAUGCUGAGCACGCAUGGUCCGAAGGCGGGCAGCAAGGCGCUUCAGGGGUUGUCUUUGAGCACUGAACUUUGAUUUGCGGUUGUUCCUACUGUUGGUCUGCUUACCUUGUAACGAGCAUAUAUUUAAUGAACUGACUAGCUUGGCGUUGGGGAAGUCAGACACGGCCCAGCAAGAUGCAACCUUGAACUUAUUUUCUUAUGGCAUCUGAAUUUCGGAUGGGCAUUCGCAUGCCUUUAAUGACCUCCUCCUGCAGCACCUGUGGUGGAAUUGCCACUCGAGGGCUUUUAAAAUCAUUGCUCCUGCAGAUCACCGUGGGAGAAUACAUAAUAUCUGUACGCUCGGCGUGAUGUGUGUUGUUUCCGAGCACAAAUACGCUUUCAUUUCCGAUAUCUUCGACCCUUCUAUUUUCGGUUCUUGACCCA